CCGCCGGCCCCUCGCCCGCCGCGCGCCGCGCCUCUCCCGCUCCUGGCGCGCUUCCUCCGGACCCCGGCGCCGUUGGAGGUCCCCGGGCGCCCCCGAGGGCAGUGUGAGGCCGAGGGAGGCCCGAGGAGACCCGGUGAACUGGGCAGCGCAGCGGAGGGGAGUAGAGCCUGCCCUGCACGCGCGAGGAGUGGACGUGGGCGGGAGGCAGAGUUACGUGAGGGAGCGUGGAGUGAGCGAGCUCGGCCAGGGCCCCGAGCCGGCGUCCCGCCCGGCACAGGGAGGACAGACCCGACGUAGAGGGACGGGCCGAGCAAGGAGUCAUGGCCUCCCCAUUCCUGCCUGCGGGGGCCACCACGGGCGACAGCGGUGGGGAGCUGAGCUCAGAGGGUGACUCCUGUGAGGUGGAAUCCCCCCGUAGCCCCGAGACCGAGGAGUCCAGGAGGCUGACGGAGCAGUUUGAGAAAGCGGCCGCGCACCUCCAGGGCCUGAUGCAGGUGGCCAGCCGGGAGCAGCUCUUGUACCUGUAUGCCAGGUACAAACAGGUCAAAGUUGGAAAUUGCAAUACUCCUAAACCACGCUUCUUUGAUUUUGAAGGAAAGCAAAAAUGGGAAGCAUGGAAAGCACUCGGUGAUUCAAGCCCCAGGCAAGCAAUGCAGGAAUAUAUUGCAGUAGUUAAAAAUUUAGAUCCAGGUUGGAAUCCUCAGAUACCAGAGAAGAAAGGAAAAGAAGCAAAUUCUGGUUUUGGUGGGCCAGUUGUUAGCUCUCUAUAUCAUGAGGAAACCAUCAGGGAAGAAGACAAAAACAUAUUUGAUUACUGCAGGGAAAACAACAUUGACCAUAUAACCAAAGCCAUCAAGUUGAAAAAUGUGGAUGUGAAUCUAAAAGAUGAAGAGGGUAGAGCUCUACUCCACUGGGCAUGUGACCGAGGACAUAAAGAACUAGUCACAGUUCUACUACAAUAUAGAGCUGACAUUAACUGUCAGGACAAUGAAGGUCAAACAGCUCUGCAUUAUGCUGCUGCCUGUGAGUUUUUGGAUAUCGUGGAGCUGCUGCUGCAGUCUGGCGCUGACCCUACUCUGCGAGACCAGGAUGGCUGCCUGCCGGAAGAGGUGACAGGCUGCAAAGCCAUUUCUUUGGUGCUGCAGCAGCACACGGCUGGCAAAGCUUAAUCAAACGCCUGGGAAACCACAGUCUGUAAUAGCACAGGGCUUCAAUUAUGAAAGAAAACCGCAAAAUAAUACUCUUUUACCACCCAUGUUUGGUAUGCAUUGGCUAAUAAAAUCAGUUCUGAGGAACUGGGA
Messenger RNA from Lemur catta (Ring-tailed lemur), 1301 nucleotides. RefSeq names its product acyl-CoA binding domain containing 6 (gene ACBD6). Bases 321 to 1169 code for a protein of 282 amino acids. Gene Ontology annotation, molecular function: protein binding; fatty-acyl-CoA binding. NCBI's taxonomy places the organism in Eukaryota, Metazoa, Chordata, Mammalia, Primates, Lemuridae. The record is from RefSeq and is a predicted model, not a curated record. The transcript has 8 exons.